This is a messenger RNA of Ceutorhynchus assimilis (cabbage seed weevil), 693 nucleotides long. Lineage: Eukaryota; Metazoa; Arthropoda; Insecta; Coleoptera; Curculionidae. The record is from the annotation of a GenBank genome assembly.
AUGUUGUUAAGACCUUUUGUGGUAACUGUGCUUCUUAUAGCCUUAUUUUCAACGUUUGCCAUUUGUGAAUUUUAUGAUGAAGAAAUAGAAGCAAAAAAACAAUGCGAUCCUGGCGAUCCAUGGGAUCCAUACGAAUUUCUAGAUUGUAUUCAUAAAAAGUUUGGGAUACUAGACAUAAAGGGCCGAUUAAAUAAAAAUCAAUUAGUAGAGUUCUUCGCCGAACAAAGUCAAACGGAUCCCAAAAAGUUUGAAGAAAAUGCGCAUAAAAUAAAUUUCCUAAAAAAAUACAAUUUCCGUAAAUGUUGGAAAUCCGAUUGGGCUAUUACUGUGGAAGGGAUUUUCUAUUUUUUUUGCUUCAAAUUAGAUGAAAAGGCACAGGAUAAAGAAAAAGAAUCAAAAAAACAAUGCAGUUCUGUCGAUCCAUACGAAUUUAUAGAUUGUGUUUAUAAAGUGUUUGGGAUACUAGACAGAAAGGGUCGAUUAGAUAAAAUAGAAUUAAUAAAGUUCUAUAAAGAACAAAGUCAGAAAAAUCCCAAAAGGUUAAAAGAAAAUUUGAAUAGAAUAAAUGUCCUAAAAGCAUACAAUUUCCGCAAAUGUUUGAAAGUCGAUUGGCUUGUACGUCCGGAUGGGACUUUGAAAAUGUUUUGCUUCAAAUUAAAUGAAACGCCGGAGGUAGUUUUAGAAAUAUUCUAG